Chlamydomonas reinhardtii is the source of this 8693-nucleotide messenger RNA. RefSeq lists its product as uncharacterized. Gene Ontology annotation, biological process: protein phosphorylation. The transcript is spliced from 8 exons. Lineage: Eukaryota; Viridiplantae; Chlorophyta; Chlorophyceae; Chlamydomonadales; Chlamydomonadaceae. Gene Ontology annotation, molecular function: ATP binding; protein tyrosine kinase activity. Bases 259 to 7164 code for a protein of 2301 amino acids. The record is from RefSeq and is a predicted model, not a curated record.
CCUACACAAUACAUCUAAUUUGCGAAGGGACGGCACAAGGUUGUUUGUUCACAAGAGUUGUUUGCUCACAAGAUAAAAGGACGAAGGCUCUGCCAUCAUGCAGGAGUACUGUAGGCUAUCAGUUAGCAAUGUGUUAGCAUCUUCUUCUCAGGAGGUUCAUAGGGUUGCCGCGCGAGGGCAGAGGUCCGUUUGUCGCUCGCCGGGCCAGCGCGCAGCGUUUCCAACGAUGUAGGCUCUUGCUUUUGAUAACUUACACGUAUGGGCUGCCUGCAAUCGCGUCCGGCUGGGCCGGCCGCAGAGCAAGACGCUGCGAUUCCGGUUGCUGCCGCUGAGCAAACGCUGCCCCCGCCAAGGCGAGGAACGGCGUCGCUGUCCCUGGACCUUGACAAUGCAGCGGGCAUCAUGGCGCAUGCUCCGCCGGGCCGGAGGUCAGGCCAGCUCGAUUCACAAACGGUCCUCACCCUGCGCUCGGUUCGAGACCUUCAAAUGUUCGACCACAACUCCCAUGUUGACACCGAGAACGUCAUUAUCGCCCGCGACUCGCACUCGGUAGCCGGCACCAGCCGGUCUCGCGUGUUGAGCGGGCUGCGUGGCGUGGGCCAGCCGUCACGGACCUCCUUCCAGCUGGACCUCCAGCCCGCGCACGUCAACCACGCCGCCGCAGCGGCUGCUGGGUCCGGCCCCAGCGGCAUGGGCUAUAGCCGUCCCUCCGGACCCUCGGACUCAGCUGCCAACAUGACCUCCAUGGCCGCCCUGGCCUCCGGGGCCGCCGCUGCUACUUCUGCAAGGAUCUAUUCGCCAGGCGCCGGUGCAGCCACCGCUGCCGCCCACGCCGCUGGUAACGGCCGCGCUGGCACCGACGCUGAGGAGCACGACAGGCGCAGCGCUGGUCACGGCGCUGACGACUUUGAUCGCCAGCCUGAGUCAGGGUACGGCUUUAUGGCCGAUGACCUGGUUGACGGUGGCGACAGCGGCGGUAGCGGCAGCGGUGCCAUGGCCGACGGCAGCGAGAACGCCGAUGGCGAGGUGGACGCGCCCGCAGCCAGGGCAUUCUACCCACAAGGGCACAUGUCCAACGCUGCGGACGUUGCCGCUGCGCUGCCGGCGCAGCCGCCGCUGCCACCGCGCUGCUUUGUGCCGCUGCCGCCGCCAGUGCGGUUCGCCGUCGGCGCUGGCGCAGGCAACACCGCUGCGGCCACGGCGGCCGCCGCCGCCGCUGCAGCCACAGCCGCCGCCGGCGUCUACAACACCGGCGGCAGCGAGACGCCAGGUGGCGACACGCCGGGCGGCGGGGGUGGCGGCGGAGGCGGCGGCGGCUUCACUCGGCGUGCGACGCUGGUUCGCGGCCUGACGCGCGACUCGUUCGUGCUGUACGCCACUGGUGGCGGCACGGUGGCGAGUGGCGGCUACAUGAUGCGGACCACGGUCGGGCGCGAGGAGCAGCUGCAGGCGCAGACCAGCUGGCCGCCCUUCCAGAUGGGCAACCCGCUACAGGUGCAAGUGGGGGACCUGCUGGGGCGCGGCGGCUGUGGUUCGGUGUGGUCGGGCACGUGGCGCGGGCGGCCCGUGGCCAUCAAGGUGGUGCAGCAGGUGGUGCUGGUGCCGACCGGGGCCGCAGCAGCGGCGGCGGCGGCGGCGGCGGGGGCGGCAGCGGGCGUGCACGGGCAGGGGGCGGUGGUACCCAGGACGGCAGGCGUUGUCGUUGGUGGAGGCGGCGGGCCCAUGCCCCGGCCGUCGCUAGAGGCGCGCGGCGGCGGCGGAGGCGGCGGCGGAGGCGGUAGGGAAGCAGCCAUUCAGCCGGCGAUUGUGAGCGGCACGCUGCUGCCGGCCGUGCCCAACCUGCCGCCGUUCAUUGAUUACUUCGCAUCCGGCACAAAUGCGGUGUUUACUGCCGUGGGCUCGUCAGGCCUGCAUGCGGGCGCCAGCAGCGGCAGCAACAGUGCUUUCGACGGGAAAUCGCCCAAGUACGGCCAGCCGCUGCACGCGCACCAGCUGUCAGCGGUGGUGGAGGGGGAGCCCGGCAGCCCGGACAGCGGCGACACGGAUGAUGACGGCGGCGGGCGGCCGGCAGCGCUGCGGCCGCCGCACCUCGCGGACGCGCACGCAUCCGUGAAGCGGCUGCGCCACCCCAACGUGCUGCGCACGUACGCCUACGCCAGCGUGAGUACGGCGCCGCAGCUGGGCGGCGUGCUGCCGGCGCGGCACGAGCACCACGUGCUGCUGGAGCUGUGCGAGGCUGGCAGCCUGCGGUCCUGGCUGGACGUCAAGCUGCGGGCAUCGGAGGCGGCGGAGCGGACGCGGCAGGCAUCGGAGAUGCAGCAGCACCGGGGGCAGGCGCAGGCGGCGCAGCAGGGGCAGCAGCAGGGGCACGGGUCGCAGCAGGCGGCGCCGCCGCAUGUGAGGCCGAUGCAGCCGGGCGCACACGCGGCUCAAUGGCCGGCGAGCGCAGCUGCGGCAACGGCCGGCGGCCUUCCGCCAGCAGAGCUCUCGGCGGUCAGCCUUGCGGCAACGCACGCGGGGGCAGGUCACACGCCACUGCCUGCAGCAGCGUCAUCGCCACCAGCAGCACCAGCACCAGCGGCAGGGCAGGGCGCGUCGGCCGUGUCGAGCGGCGCGGUGGACGUGGCCGCGGCCGCGGCGGCGGCAGUGGCUGCGUUGUCUCGCGCCCAUGUGCACAUCCUGACAGGUGUUGCGCCGCCGCCGCUCGCUUCCGGCACCUCGCCGCACGUGACCUUCUCACGCGCCACUUCCACGGCGGCUUUGUCGCGCACCAACACCUCGAACACCCUCGCAACUGCGUCGCCACCGCUGCCGCUGCCGCACGGCAAGCCCCUCGCCGACCUACUGCGUGCGGUGCUGCUGCCGGGUCGCUCGGCAUCCACAGCUGACACCGGCCGCAGCGGCGCCGGCGCCGCCGCGAGGAGCAUGUUCAGCGGCCCUGCGGGCAGCGCCCCCGGCGCAGCUGCUUGCAGCGACGUUGUCGGCAGCCGUUGCUUCGUGCCUGGCGACGGCGAGGAGCACAGUUGCGUGAAUGCUCCGCCGAUACGCUUCGCAUCGCAGCAGGAGGAGGCAAUGCGGAUUGCCGCCGCGGCCGAAGCCGCCAAGGUGGCGGUCUGGCCGGCAGUGGCGGGGCCCGGGAGCGACACUGACACUGCGACGCCGUUCACGCCAUCGGCAGCAGCAACAGCUGCGGCAGCUGCAGCAGCAGCCAAUUCGGCAACGAGUACGGCGCUAGCGGCGCGGCCGGCAACGGCAACGGCACUGGCAGGAGCGACGAGCCCCGGCACACCAUGCAUGUCGCAAGAGGGCUCCGUUGCUGCGGGCGGCGGCUCGAGCACCAUUGGUCAGGUGUCUGGUCAGACGGUUGCGGCAGCAGCUGCUGCAGCCGCCAGUGCUGCUACUGCUGGCCGGCAUCACCACCAGCAUCACCCGCACCACGCGGCAGCGCCGCGCGGCGUGGCCGCGAGCGACUCGUUCGCAACUACGGGCGCCUGCGGCAGCGUAGGCACGGGCAUGGCAACCGACGGCAUCCUCGCUCAUGACAGUGCGUUGUUUCGCGAGCUGUCCGCUUUGCUGGCCAACGCUACAGCCACAGCCACGGCCACGGCCUCGAACCUGGCGAGCGCCGGCGGGGGCGCAGGUGGAAGCAGCACCACCGGCGGAGGCGGAGCCGGCGGCAGCAGCACCGCUGACGGCGGCGCGGGGCGCAAGCUGGAGAGGCAGAUGCAGCGCCAGACGUCGGAGGCCGGCACCACAGCCGACAACACAGCCGACGACACGGCCGGCACGGCGGCGGCGGCCCUGGAGGGCGCGUCGUCGUCAGUGCGCUCGCCUGACCCGUCGACGACGGAGGCGUUGCAGAUGGCGGCAAACUCUGGCACAAUGGCGGCGGGCUCCAGCGGCAUGCCGGCGGGCUCCAGCACGCUGGCGCCGCCGGCCACUAUCUCGCUGGGCACGUCCUCGACGCUGCUGCCGGGCCGCGUGACGCAGCCGUCGCGCCUGUCCGCGCGCCGCAUGCGGGAGCAGCUGGCCGCGGCAUGGGCGACGGACGACUCCAUGACGGGCGGCAGCAGCAACUACGGCCCAGGGGGCUACGACGGCGCGGGCUCGCGCCUACCGGUGGUGGAUGAGUUGCCGUCAGACCGGCUGACAGCGGUGGAGAGCCGCGGCAGCGGCCGUGUGACGGCGGCGGCCCUGGCGGCUGGCUCGUGCGGGCUGCACGGCGGGCCCGGCAGCUGGGCGCCCACACCGCCCGACCUGCCAGCGGACCUGCAGGCGCUGCUGCCGCAGGAGCAGCAGUCGGCUGCGGCGCUGCUCGCGACGGUGACGACGCUCAUACAAGACCACCACCACCACUACCACAACCACCAUCCCCACCAUUACCACCACCAAGAGCAUGCGCAUGCGCCUGAGCAACAGCACCCGCAGCAUCCUUCGCAGCAGCUGUCGACUGAGGGCUUGGAGAUGGCGGCGCCAUCUCACCUGCCGGCCUCCGGUGGCACAGACGGCGGCACUAACACACCCAGGGUCCUCCCGGCAUCCCUGCCCACAGUCGCCGCCUGGGUGGCCAGCUCUGAGGCCAAUACCAGCACUGCUGCAGGCCCGCCGAGCGGUGGUGCCGGUGGCGGUGGCACUGGCGGCGGCGGCGGCGGCACUUCCGCGUCGCCCAAGCAGCCCACGCCGUUUGCAGUGGUGGCAAAGGAGGCUGCGCAGGCGUCGAUGGCAGUGGAGUCGGGGCAUGGAGUGCCGGGGGCGAAGCGGGUGGCGGCCUCGCUACCGCUGCCCAGGGUGCGGCCCGAGACCGCCAUCACCCUCGCCUCCUUCGCUGCGCCGUUCACCACCGCCGCAUCUUGCGCUCUGGAGCUUGCCGACCAGCCGCCCACAAAGCCGCCGGCUGUCUCGGAGCUGGGUGCGGCCUUCGCAACCGCCUACACCGAUGACGGCGCGGCCAAAUCGCCGCACCUCCACCAUCACGGCCUGGGCCACCAGCACUCGGACCGCCAGGGCCGCCGCCGCGGCGGCCACAGCCAGAACCAGCAGCAGCUGUUGCAGCCCCACCCGCACGCCCAGCCGCGCCGCCAGCGGUCAGCGGUCAACAGCGGUGCGGGUGGCGGCGCCGGCGCCGACACCGACACUGGGCUGGAGCAAGAGGACCGCGGUCCCAGUGCAGUAGGCAGCGGGGCGGGCGGCGGCGCAGCAAGCAGGGUGGGCAGCGGGCCCGGCGGCGGCGCGGCAAGCAGGGUGGGCAGCGGGCCCGGCGGCGCAGCAGCAAGCACGAUGGGUAGCGGGCCCGGCGGCGGCGGCACAGCUAGCAGGAUGGGGAGCGGGCCCGGCGGCGUCGGCACCACGGUGGGGCACGUGAGCAUGACGCCGUCGGACUUUGGCGGCGGCACCAGCAAGUACUCGCACGGACCGGGGCUGCUGGCGGCGGCGGCGGCGGCCGACGCGCUGGCGGCCACACAGCAGCACUUUGUGAUCCUGGAUGACAUGGAUGAUGACGACAUCUCGUACGGUGCCGGCACGCCAGCUGGCGGCGGUGAUACGUCCUACAACAGGGGCCUGCUGGACGGGCCGUUUGACAGCAGCUCGGCGCUCAAUGCCGCCGCCGCGGCCUUCGCCGCCAAGGCCGCCGGGUUCCGGCAGCAGGCCAUGGCGCAUGGGAACGGUGGAGCCGGCGGGUCGCGGCUCGCGGGUGGCGGCAGCGGAGGCGGCGAUGGCAGCACCGGCCGCUUGCGCCGCGUGGGGACUUUGUAUGGCGACAUGAUGCGGGGGCCUCUGAAGAUGUUGGAGGAGGGCAGCGCGGAGGGCCGCAUGAGCAGCUCCAUAGAUCCAGGCACGGGCACCAAUACAGGCACCGGCAUGGGCCACGGCACCGGAAGCUGGAUGGCGCCUUGGGCGGCGGGCUUCAGCCGCCGCAGCAGCAGCCGCACGCACGGCGGGUUGUCGCUGCCGCCCGUUCCCACAAUGUCUCCGGGCGCCGGCGCGCUGGACAUGAUGACAACUCUGUCGCCUGCUGGCACGGAGAAGCUACAGGCCAUCGUGACUGCUGGUGCGCCUGGUGGUGCUGCUGGUGCGCCUGCGGCUUCGCCGGCUUCGGCUCUGACGGAAGUGGCUGCGGCGCAGUCCGCCCGCGGCAGCAGCAUAAGUGCGGGCACCACGACCGACACGAGCGCCCGCCUCGACGUGCCAAAGCCGGCGGCGCCGGCAGCCGCACCUGCUGCGACCCAGGAGUCGUCAAAGCUGCAGCCACCGACGCAGCCGGCUGCUCAGGGCACGGUCGCGAAGCUGGAGCCAUUCGGCCUCGUUACCAAGGCACUGGGCCGGCGCGCACGCGGCAUGGUCGCCUCCAUUCUCAAGGCUGCCAACGAGGCCGCUGCCGACGGCGCCAUCUCCAGCCCCUUCAGCCCCGCCGCCGCAGGCAUCCUGGCCUGGGAGUCGACCGCGGCUGGCGGCGCCGCCGCCGCCGGCGCGGCCAGCGGCGCUGGCGGCCUCGCCAGUGGCGCGGGCGGCGUCAACGUGCCGCAGGCCGGCAGCAACUACGCGCCAAUGCAGCCGGAGCAGCUGCGGCACCUGUGUGAGGUGUUGGAGUGCCUGGCGGAGGUGGCGUCGGGACUGGCGUACCUACACGCAGUGGGCAUGGUGCAUGGGGACAUCAAGAGCGGCAACGUGCUGCUGAAGCGCGACCCCCGCACCGCGCGCGGCUUCGUGCUCAAGCUGGCGGACUUCGGGUUCUCGCGUGUGCUGGAGCAUGGCUCACACACGUACCUGUCCCGCCCCAGCGGCACACUCGCCUACCUGUCCCCGGAGCUACUCACCAGCCACCGGCAGUCCUCCGCCGCAGACGUGUACGCAUUUGGACUGCUGGUGUGGGAGACCGUCACCACACAGCCGCUGUUCCGCGGCCUCGCGACCGCACAGCUGCUGUACGCCAAGACGCACCACCAGGACUGGCUGCACCUCAAGUGGCCCGAUUGGACGCCCUUCGAGGUGCGCUGCCUGGCGCGCCGCUGCACCGAGUACGCUCCCGCCGCGCGCGUCACUGCGGUACAGGCGCUGGCGGCCAUUGAGGACAUGCGGCAGCGCUUCAGCCAGGAUCUGUUGGCGCUUGAGCAGCCGCAGCAGCAGCAACAACCGGGCGGGCCUACAGCACAAACGACGGCGUAACAUGCGCCGUUGUCAAGCGGCGCUGCCACAUUGUGGCGCGGCCCCGUUCACGGGGUCAUCAUGACAGCGGCGACAGACAGAGUGUCGGGGGUGGGCCUACAUAGCAGGGGGCUAGGGGCUCCGGUGCCCGAUGCCAGGCGGUGCUGAGGCUGCUGUGCUGGCAACAGCCAGGGUGCUGUUGCACGGUGGCAUGUGGACGUGUGCGCGCUGGUUGGGUGCAAUGGGGUAUGUGUGCAACUGAAACAGUUUGAGACCCGACUUAAUGAGAGUGCACUGUAAAAGUGAGCAUCAUUGGUACAGGGUGCAACGCGGUGGAGGAUGGUACCUUUACCCUGCCUCAGCCCAUCCUGCCUUUUGGGUGUAUAUGUGCGCGUGCUGAUAGCCCUGGGAGGCAUUCCGUAAUUAUGGCAGACGGUCCAUGCGUGCGACCAGCUGUUGUCUUCGAGAGUGCGAGCGAGGCAUGUGCUGAUCUAAGAAAGGCAGCCGCGGCGUUUGCCAUGCGUAUGUGAUUUGCUUGAGAUGCUGAGCCAUGGCUGCUGCUUGCUCGGCUUGAGGUGUAGGAACUCCCUGUGCCGCAUUAGGGUGUAGGAACUCAAUACGCCGACUUUCCUAGGUGUGCAACUGCAACACAAAUCAUUAUCUUUGUUUGCAGCACCGGUCGAACCGGUUGCUUGGUCGUUUUGCCAUGCACUUUUUGUGCGCUAGUCACUUCAGGCAAGAAGCGCAAACACGCACGCACGUGAGUGGCGUGAAGAUGCAGGUGGAAUGCAAUCAAGUAAACGAGAUUGGGGUUCUAAACCUGCAAAGUUGUUAAUACGGUUGUGCAGCGACGGGCAAUGGAAAGCCAUCUGUCAGCUGGCGGCUCUAGGUGCACAUGGCUUUCGUUUGUGCGUGCGUAACAACGUGGCGGAAACUUUCGAGCGACGAGUGCGGGCAAAGGACCGCCGGGUAACGCAGCAACGUGUUGCAACGUGUGGUUGGAUUGUAUCGCUGCGCAGGCUGCAGUGUGUCGGGCCUGCGCAGUGCGUGUGCGGCUGUACCCGCUGGGGUGGACCUGGCAAAGUGGCUUCAAAUAGAAUGUAUCAUCGAACGUCAAGGGCGCAUUUGCCUGCAACUGACAGUUUGAGACCUGACUUAAUGAGAGUGCACUGUAAAAGUGAGCAUCAUUGGUACAGGGUGCAACGCGGCGGCGGAUGGUAUCUUUCUCAGUUGAUGUGAAGAGCGGCUGAGGCUCUGUAGGCGGGCACGUGACGUUCGACUGCACGGCUGGGGCAGACAUAGGUGCGCUUGUUAUUCUUGUGGUGCGUGUCGAGGCAUCACCAUGUGGAUAUGGUGGGGGUGAUGAGCGCUGGGUUGGGGUCCUACGGCCGUCAGUUCCCGCGGUGCGGUGCGGCACUCGGAACCACAACACUUGCAACCGCAUAGCAUGAACGUGGACUAGCGAUGCCUUCGCCAUUCUUAUGAAGAUGGGCCCUGCCUGCAUCGUAGCAGGAGUGCCUUGGUGUAAGCUUGUGUAAGCAUGUGCUUCU